GAACAGAUCUCCAUAAGAACAUCUCCGAGAUCUCCCAUCAGUUUUAGAUUUUAUUUUAUUUUAUUUUAUUGCGUAAAAUUCUCUUUAAAUAUAAUCUUUGUGCCUUGAGAAUUUCUUCAUCUCGUUUGGUAUUUUCUUGUCAUUUGGCAGAAUCAAAGAGUCAAGCACCUUCAAACAUUCCCCCGAAACCUAAAAACCAAAACAACUUGAAUAUAUCUUCUUCUUCUUCUUCUUCUUCUUCGUCCAAACCCUAUAACUUAUACUUUUGUUUGUAUACUGUGUUUCUCUAAUUAAAUCUCCUGCGGAUCUUCUUUGUUUUCUUGCAAGAUUUUUUUUUAUAAAAAAACCAAGCUCUUGUCUUUUCUUCUUCAGUGUCCUGAAACCGCGCGCAACAAAACAGCAGCUAAAAAAUAUGCAGAUGAUUCCAGGAGAUCCGUUUUCUUUAUCUUCUUCAAUGGCAGGCUUUGCUCAUCACCAGGAGCCACAGCUUCAUCAUCUUCAGCAGCAGAACCCUGACCUUAAUCCUAACCCUAACCCUAAUCUCAACCCUAACCCAAAUGCAAAACCAAACCCUUCAUCCAAGAAGAAGAGAAAUCAACCAGGUACUCCAGAUCCGGAUGCAGAAGUCAUCGCUCUGUCGCCGAAAACCCUAAUGGCGACAAACAGAUUUGUGUGCGAGAUAUGCAACAAAGGGUUCCAGAGAGACCAGAACUUGCAGCUCCACCGACGCGGACACAACUUGCCGUGGAAGUUACGGCAGAGGACGAACAAAGAGGCGGUGAGGAAGAAAGUGUACAUAUGUCCGAUCAAGACAUGCGUCCAUCACGACCCUUCCAGGGCUCUCGGAGAUCUGACCGGAAUCAAGAAGCAUUACAGCAGAAAACACGGCGAGAAGAAGUGGAAAUGCGAGAAAUGCUCCAAGAAAUACGCCGUACAAUCGGACUGGAAGGCUCAUACCAAGACCUGUGGCACUCGUGAAUACAAAUGUGACUGUGGCACUUUGUUCUCCAGGAAAGAUAGUUUCAUUACACAUAGAGCAUUCUGCGAUGCCUUGACUGAAGAAAGUGCGAGGAUGUCUUCACUUGGAAACAACAAUUCGGGUUCCACAAAUCUGAAUUUCGGAAAUGAUUCCAACAACAACAAUAAUAAUAUGAACAGUGUGCCCCAUGGAUUCAUCAACAGAUCUGUUCAUCAUCCCGACAUUAGUUCUGCCAUAAAUCAUCAGUUCGGUUUAGGUUUUGGACAUGAUCUUACCGGAAUGCAUGCCCAUGGUUUAUCCGAGAUGGUCCAAAUGAGCUCGGCCGGUAACCACCAUCUCUUCCCGCCGCCGCCGUCGUCGUCAUCAUCCAUUCCUGAAUUCGCCGGCCACCACCACCACUUCCAGAUUCCGGCGACUUCCACAAACCCUAAUCUCACGUUAUCAUCAUCAAGCUCUGCUUCACUACCGGUACUGCAAAACCAACAAACCCUAAAAGACGCAUCUCCGUCUCCGCUCUUCUCCUCGUCGGACAAACAACAACCGAACAAGCCCAUCUCUCCCAUGUCCGCAACCGCUCUCUUGCAGAAAGCCGCUCAGAUGGGCUCCACCAGAAGCACCGCCACCGCAGCUCCGUCGUUCUUUGCCGGAUCUAUGACGUCAUCAUCCGCGGCUUCUCCUUCUUCUUCAUCUCCUCCUCCUCCUCCUCGAAACCCUAUCAUGAUCCACCACCAAAUGUUCAACCCUAACCCUAGGAGCAUCAAUCAUCAAGAGCAUCACAAUCUUGCCCCUCCUCCUCCGCCGCCGAAUAUGUCGACGGCGACGAGCUAUGCAGCCGCCGCCGCACCGAAUCCAAAUCCUGGUUAUUACCCGAUUCAACAGAUGGGUAUGACCCGGGAUUUCCUCGGAGUGAGCAGCGAACAUCAUCUUCAUCAUCAAAUGGGUCGUCAGUUCUUGCCUCAAGAACUGACGAGGUUUGCUCCAUUGGGUUGAAAUUCGAGAAUGGAUAUAAUUGGUAUAAAAUUAUCAAGAUGUGUUUUGGAUCGGAGUGAAGAAGAAGAGAUCGACACUGGACAAGUAUUUCUUGGAUUUUAGGGACUGUCGGAUUUGUGAAAAGACAUGCGAAUUGGUCGGACGGUGGGGACGAAGUGACAAGACCGGAAUCGUUUUGCACUAUGCGCUAUUACACUGUCAUGUGUUUGUGUAUAUGUUCAUAUUCCCAGACAUGCAUGUGGUUUUGUAUAUGUUCUUUUUCCCCCCUUCUAUAAUGAAUUUCUAAGACUUUUUGGUCUGUCUGUUAUUUGGAUUUUGAAUUUUUCCGUGAAUGUGAAAACCUCAAAAUA
Molecule: messenger RNA, 2319 nt
Organism: Tarenaya hassleriana
Lineage: Eukaryota; Viridiplantae; Streptophyta; Magnoliopsida; Brassicales; Cleomaceae
Product: zinc finger protein JACKDAW-like
Exons: 4
Coding region: 413-1969 (518 amino acids)
Cellular component (GO): nucleus
Molecular function (GO): DNA-binding transcription factor activity
Source: RefSeq, a predicted model, not a curated record